UUUUUGCAAUACUGAUAUUAAAAUGAGUGAAAACUAAGGAUAGUUAAAUUAAAAUAAUAGAAAUUCGCCAUUGAAAUCUGAAGCUAAUUAGGUUGAGGUAUAAUUGGUCAAUUAGAAUAAAGAAUAAGAAGAUGAUAAAAAAGAAAUUCAACCUAAUAACACUUAAAUAGAACAAAAUGGAUAGUAGUAAAUAGUUUUAUUCAUAACAUAAGGGAAGAAAGUCCACUAAUUUAAAAUUAAAUAAACCUUAAUCAAAGAACAAAUAAUAAUUCUAAUUAGAGUGCAAGUAAGAAAAGUCAAGCAGAUUUUAGAAAAAGUAUUUAUUUUGUUUCUGCUGAAAGACAAGUUGACUCAGCUUAAUCAUUUUUCUAAAAAGUAAUAAAGUCUACUAUUUAUGAGAUUCAUUCAAAAGAAAAGCAUAGUAAAAAAUGUUGUGAGAUAUGUUGCCUUCUAAUUGGUUCUCAUACUUUUUGUUGUAGUUCAGAAAAAACAGAAUAAGACUUUAUUCAGUUUGGAGUUGGCAUAAAUCUAUAUUUUAGGUUUUUAAAAAAGAUUGGGUAUUACUUUAUGAUUUUUACAUUUUUAUCAAUUCCAUAAUUGCUUUUUAGUAUAUUAUGUAAAUUUAAUAUCUUAUAAUAGCUUAUGUAGGAAGUAAAUCUCGAGAUUCUUCUAAUUAUUUUGAUUUUUUAAUGGCAACUACAAUUGGUUCAACAAGUUUAAAUAAUAAAGAUUGUUAAAUUUAAUAUUUUGAUACAUUUGAUUUUUCAGUAGAAUUUAAUUUGGUAUGUGAUUCAGGUAAUCUUGCUGGAUCAUCAUUUUCUUUUGGCAUUAUUAAUUCAAAUGAAUAAGAUUGCAUUUAUUUGAGUCAAUCAGAAUUAAAUUUAAAUACAACAAAUUAAGAAAGAUUGAACUAAUUAAGAUAAUAAAUUGAUUCAUAAGAAUAAUUUUCAUUUACUUUAACAUAAUCUGAUUUUAAUAAUGAAGAUCCAAAAGGUAAAAGAAUAUAUGCUGGAGCUUCAUGUAAAGAAGCUAUGAUAAAUUUUGGAUAAGUAGAAAUUUAAUAAAAAAUAGUGCCUGUUAUAUUUGCAUCUUGUGAUGCAGCAAUAGUUUUGUUAUUCAUUUUUUUUUUACUUACUUUAACUGCCAGUGAAAAUAAAUACAAUCGAAUUUCACAAAAAGAAACUCCAACAUUAUAACAUUUUUCAAUUUAGAUAUCAAGUCUACCAAAUAGUUAAUAAUUAAUUAAAACUUUGUAAGUUUAAGAAAAUUAGUAAUAUAAAUAAUUAUUGCUUUUGGAAGUGAAAAAAUUCAUUGAUUAUUAAUUGAGAUCUGUUUUAAAAAAUUAAGAUUUAAAAAUUUAUGACAUUCAAGUUUCAGAAAAAGAAAAAAUAUUAUAAUUAUAAGCAGAAUUAAAAAAUAAAAAAUAAAAAAUAUAAUAGUAAUUAGAUGAAUUGAAAGCAAAUAGAAUAUAAUAAUAUUUAGAAGCAUAAAAACAUUUUGAAGACUAAAUAAUGACAAAAGAAUCAUAUUAAAAAUUUUAUGAAAUUUUGAAAUAGUUAUGUGAAAAUCCAGAUGCUGAAAAAUAAUUGAAUGAUAUUGAUCAAAAUAUUCAAAAGUAUUGGAAUGAUAUAGAUGAAUUAUCUAAAAAGAUUGAUUAAGUAUAAUAAGAAGGGGAUUCUAAAUAUAUAUGGAUUACUUUUGAUACAAUUAAAUAAAAAUAAAAAGUUUAAGAGAAAUUAUAAAGCUUACCUAAAGAUUGGUUGUAUUUUUAUUGUUGUUUUUGUUGUUUUGAUAAAAAUCAAAAGAAAGAUAAAUUGUAUUUAUUAAAAAUUAUUUAGUUUACUUGAAAAAUUUAAACUUUAAAUUAAGGAUGCACCUAUUCCUGAAAAUAUAAAUUGGAAUAAUCUUAAUUAUUCUAUGAAGCAAAGAAUAUUGAGAUAGUUUUGUAGUUUAUUUCUAACAUUAAUUCUCUUGGGAGGUUCAUGGGUAUUAGUAAGUUGGGUAAAUCUUUAAAAGGCAGAUUUUUAAUAAAAAUAUCCAUCUAUAAAUUGCAAUAAUAAAAUAUAUAACACAAUUACUUUAGAAUAAGUGUAGAUAGAAAUUAAUGGUAAUAGCACAAUUAAAGGUUAUGUUGAAUGUUACUGUAAACCAAAAUUUGGUGAAAUUCUACAAGGAAAUUAUGACAUAUGUUAAGAUUGGAGCACAUAGUAUACAUUUUAAUAAUCAUUACCUUGGAUUAUUGUAGUAGGAUUAAUAGUAGUAAAUGUUUUAAUUUAAUAUUUAUUUAUUUGUAAAAAAUAUCUAAUUUUUAGUUUUAUCGUAAUGGGAGAAGCAUUUGAUGAUUUCUGAAGAAUACUCAAGCAGAAUUCUAAAAAUAUUUUUAGGUUAAUUUUUAAAUACUGGAUUGAUUCUCCUAAUAACUAAUGUUGAUUUUGGUAAUUCUACAAGAAAUGAUGCUCCUGAGGCUAUUAGAUUUCUUUUUGGAGGAAAAUAUGGAGAUAUUGAUUCUAAAUGGUGUCAAAAUAUAGGAAUUGUUUUGGUAUAACAUUUUAAUUGAUAAAAUAGUUAUUAACCUUAUUAAUUAAUAUUCUAACAUAACCUUUAAUGCUUUUUUUGGAAAUAUUCGUUAGAUAUUUAAAAUAAGUUUUUGAUUAAAGUUCUUGUUGUUUAAAUGAAAAUAAAACUCGUCAAAAAAAUUAUUAAGAUUUCAAAGAUUUAUAUAAAGGAGAGUAAUUUAGAGUUGAAUUAAGAUAUGCUUAAAUUUUAACAGCUCUUUAUAUUUGUUUUAUGUAUAGUCCUGCAUUACCAUUCCUAUUUUGUAUUACAAUGUUAACAAUAUGGUUCCUUUAUAUUGUAGAUAAAAUAUCUAGUAAUAUAUUUUAAAUAAUAUUAUUAGUAUUCAAAACUUAUCGCAAACCAGUUGUGAUAGAUUCAGUAAUUAGUAAUUCUGUUAGAAAAUAUUUAUGGAUUGCUAUUAUUAUUCAUUUAGGUUUUGCAACUUAUAUUUACGGAAGUUCUAAUUUAUUUUAUGAAACUAUUGAGGCAAAAUUGGUGAUUGAAUAAUUAUAAGAUGUUUAUGGAUCAUAAAAUGUAGUUGUGGAAUGGUGGGAUAGAUCUUGGAGUUAAAUUCCAAAUAUAGUUUUACUUGGCAUCCUUGCUUCACUUUUAUUUAUAAUAUUUUUAUUUUUCUUUUGUUAUAAACCAAUAGUUGGAUUGUUUUCAAAAUGUUUCGCUUGUUGCAAUGAUAAAAUUUUAAAAAAUACUUCUGUUGGAUUGGAUUAAUAAGAAUAAAGACCUUUCUUAAAAUGUAAGUUUUUUAUCUCUAUUUUAUAAGUUUUAAAAAGAGAAUAAUUAGUUGAUGAUCUAAAAUUUACUUAAUUUUAAAUGAUGCUAGCUCCUACUGUUUAUGAGGAAAAAUAUCUCAAAUUAUAAGCAGAAUUAUAAAUACCUAUAGGAAUCAAUAAUGCUGCUCCCAUUAUGAAUCAUGAUAUUCGAAUAGAAUAAUUACCUUUAGCUUAGAGUUAAGUUAAAUAAUCAUAAGUUAUUCGAAACAAUUAGGUUUAAUAAAAUAAUUCUGGAAAUUAAAAUGCCUUAUCAUAAAGUCAGGCUAAUAAAAAAGUUAUUGAAUAAGAUUAAACGAAAAAUUGUUAGCAGAAAUUAAUUGGUCUCAGAUCCUAUCACAAAGCUGUAUGAAUUUUAUUUUAUUUCUAGUAUAACAAAUAAUACCGAAAAUUUUAUGAGUGGGAUGAAAUUAAAGCAAUUAAUCUAGGAGAAUGA
Molecule: messenger RNA, 3777 nt
Organism: Paramecium sonneborni
Lineage: Eukaryota; Ciliophora; Oligohymenophorea; Peniculida; Parameciidae
Source: the annotation of a GenBank genome assembly